AUGCUUCCGUCCGUCGGUUCAGACGUCCGUCCGUCUAUCCGUCAUUAGGCACCUGUGCGUCAAAGUCGUGAUGAAACUUUUGUUAACUUUCGGACUUUCGGACGCAUGGAUAAUUGGGAAAACUGUGAGAAUUGUGGCAUCUUGAACGAUUUAAAACUUUUGCUAAUUGCUUGCACAACAAGUCAAUUAGAUUAGCGUCGGCAAUGUCUACCUUAAAGCCACCCCACAAAAAGCUGAAGAGUCCUCGGUCUUUGGUUUAUCUUAAUCCUAUAUAAGUGGCAUAUUGCAUAUUCAGGAAAGUAAUUGACCACAACAAGUUGUUAGCCAUGGCCAUAUUGUUUCGUUUCUUGCAACGCCAACAACCUUUGGAUGUCUAUUUUUUUGCUGUGCCCCAUCUCUGUUUGAACAUGAUGGGUUUUUGGCCCCAAAAUGAGAGGCAAUCCAUUGGUGUCCGUUGUCGGGCUUUAGUGCAUUUCAUUGUCUUAGCCAUUGGUGUUUUGACCGAACUACAUGCCGGCUAUGCUUAUUUGGAAAAACGAGAGAUUGUCCUCGCCUUGGAGACUUUCUGUCCGGGCAGCACAUCGGCUGUUACCCUGCUGAAGAUGAUUACCAUGUGGUGCUAUCGUCAUGACUUGGCUUUGAUGCUUAAUCGAGUGAAGCAGAUGCUUUGCACGGACGAUGAUCAUCCAUCGAUGGAUACGGGAUGUGCCGUCGAGAAGAAGGCUAUUAUACACGCCCACGCAAUGAUGUCGUCCCGCAUCAAUUUCUGGACUCUAUCGAUGGCUUUCUUCACUUGCACCGUUUAUGAUCUGAAGCCUGUCAUUUUGGUUCUUGUAUUGUAUGUGCAAAAACGCUACGAUGAAAUUCAUUGGUCCACACCCUUUAAUAUGACAAUGCCUCAAUGUUUGCUGCAAGCUCCAUGGUUUCCUUUAACCUAUAUAUUUACCGCCUAUACGGGUUAUGUGACCAUCUUUAUGUUUGGAGGUUCUGAUGGCUUCUAUUUUGAGUUCUGUACCCAUAUAUCUAGCUUGUUUAAAGCCCUUCAGGCGGAAAUACUUUCCAUAUUUCGUCCCUUCAAUGACAGCAUUUGUUUGAGUCAAAUGGAAUCUUUGGAAUUGGAAAAGCAUUUGAAACUGAUCAUCAUUAAGCAUAAUGCCAUCAUUGAGCUAACUAAAUUCUUUCGCAAACGUUAUGCCAUCAUAACAUUGGCACACUUUGUCUCGGCCGGCUUGGUGAUAGCCUUUAGUAUCUUUAAUCUCCUAAUAAUGAGCAGCAAUGGUCUGGAUGCCAUUCUCUAUGUGGCCUAUACCAUGGCGGCUUUAAGUCAAUUGCUUGUCUAUUGCUAUGGUGGCACUUUGGUGGCCCAAAGCAGCACUGAACUGGCUACUGUGAUUAGUUUGAGUUCUUGGCAAUUGUGUAAACCUCGACAACGGCAAUAUAUCAUAAUGAUCAUCUUACGCUCUCAGAGAACUGUAUCCAUGGCAGUGCCCUUCUUUUCGCCAUCUCUACCCACAUUUGCUUCAAUACUUCAAACAUCUGGCUCUUUCAUAGCAUUGGCCAAGUCGUUUCAAUAGAGUGGAGCGUUGUAUUGUAUUAAUUUCGUAUUGAUGAAGUGAAAUAAAUAAAGUUGCAUAGUUGUUACUUUGAUAGAAA
Drosophila willistoni is the source of this 1653-nucleotide messenger RNA. It is a transcript of the gene Or10a, whose product is annotated as odorant receptor 10a. Bases 327 to 1574 code for a protein of 415 amino acids. Gene Ontology annotation, biological process: detection of chemical stimulus involved in sensory perception of smell; sensory perception of smell. The transcript is spliced from 5 exons. Gene Ontology annotation, cellular component: plasma membrane. Gene Ontology annotation, molecular function: odorant binding; olfactory receptor activity. The record is from RefSeq and is a predicted model, not a curated record. NCBI's taxonomy places the organism in Eukaryota, Metazoa, Arthropoda, Insecta, Diptera, Drosophilidae.